This is a messenger RNA of Solanum stenotomum, 540 nucleotides long. RefSeq lists its product as uncharacterized. The record is from RefSeq and is a predicted model, not a curated record. The coding region runs from base 1 to 540 and encodes 179 amino acids. The transcript has 2 exons. NCBI's taxonomy places the organism in Eukaryota, Viridiplantae, Streptophyta, Magnoliopsida, Solanales, Solanaceae.
AUGGAUGUUGAGAGGCAACUUUGCCUACUCCGACCUCCGGGCCUCAGGUACAUCUACUUCCACUCUUUCCCAGGCCCCGAGUUCUUCUACUGCUUCCCCGCCCCUGGAGCUGCUGCUGGUACCACUGCAUCGAGGACUUCGAUCACUCAGGCCAUACUACUACGAAUGGGGAAACUAGCCCAUUUUGCUGAUGUACGUGCCUCCAAGCUAGAGGCUAUGGUCCCUGGGAUGAUUAAUAGAGCUCUCACCACUGCAUUGACAGCUUUUAGAGAUUCUAUUAAUUCCCUCAUGGUGAUGAUAGAUGUGUGUGAGAGAGGUACUCAUGAGGUGACAACCUUAAAGGCCGCGAUUGCAGAGUUGAGGAAGUAUGUGGACCAGCUGAAGUCUACUGAUAUGUCUCUGAUUUUUGGGACUGUGGAGAUCCCUAACGACCAGGACACAUAUAUUCCGGUCAACUCUAAUAUGCCUCUGGCUAACACUGGAGAUGAGGUUAGAGUUGACGAUGCGACUGUAGAGUCUGAGGCUGAGACUAAUGAGUAG